Messenger RNA from Pelagomonas calceolata, 985 nucleotides. The record is from the annotation of a GenBank genome assembly. Lineage: Eukaryota; Pelagophyceae; Pelagomonadales; Pelagomonadaceae.
ACUCGCAUGCGGCACUUUGCUACGCGUGGAGGCUGCCAAAUAGGGGCACCAGGUCCUUCUAUAUUGCGUCUUAGUGUUGCCCUCGCUGCUGUGCAACGGCACGCCAUCGCUGCCGCGGCAAUAGUCCUCAUUCGUCGCUACACAGCUCGACACUCGUCUGCUGACAGUGCUGUAGUUAGCGCUGCGCGGGCGAGUAAGCCGUCAGCCCUUGCCAGGGUACAGCCGGCUGGAGGCUUUCACCAUGCGAGUGCUGUGGCUCCUCACAUGCGUGCUGACGUUCUUCAGCGCAGCUGGCAUGUUCGAAAGCGACGCGCUGAGGACUUUGGGCUUGCGUAAGGGCGCCACACCCGAAGAGAUAAAGAAGGCGUACAAGCGUUUGGCCCGCGAGCACCACCCGGACAAAGGAGGUGAUAGUAAUGAAUUCAUCAAGAUCCACGACGCCUACGAGAGCCUUUCGCAGCCGGGCGGCGCGAGCAAGCCACCAGCGGGCACGCCGCCCGAGGAGGCCUUGUUCGCAGCGCUAUUCCGCUUCGAAGAAGAAUUUGGCGACGCGUUCAAAGGAUACGGCGAGCACAUCGCCAAGGCCUGGUCGAACGCGACGCUCCUCGAGCAAUCGCUGAAGCAGUCCGUGGAGCGAGCCUGGCCGACGAGCCCUGGCGAAUCCUACGCGGUGCGGAUCAAGCGGUCGCUCCUCAAGAGCUCCAUGUCUUGGCUGGUAUGGACCCUGUCGAAGCUUGAUUUAGAACACAUCAUGAAGAAGGUCGGCGACCACGUCGGCCAGGGGAACGUGCGCUUUACGGUUAACGGGAGGCGCGUGGACCCGGCCGAGGUGCGGAGGCGCUACGCGGCGUACGCGAAGCGGCGGAGGGACGAACUGUAAGACGCGCGAAGCGGCGGAGAGACGAACUGUAAGAAUGUUGUCGAUGUAAGGAGGCUUAGUAGUAGUAGUCCCCGCUUGGUCGGGGAUCAGCCCAGCGCGCCUCUU